Messenger RNA from Spinacia oleracea (spinach), 2171 nucleotides. RefSeq lists its product as uncharacterized. Gene Ontology annotation, molecular function: RNA-DNA hybrid ribonuclease activity; nucleic acid binding. The record is from RefSeq and is a predicted model, not a curated record. Lineage: Eukaryota; Viridiplantae; Streptophyta; Magnoliopsida; Caryophyllales; Amaranthaceae. The transcript has 7 exons. The coding region runs from base 454 to 1002 and encodes 182 amino acids.
UUACAAUUUUAUUUUAUUUUAUUUUAUUUUAUUUUAUUUUUAAUUUUUUUUUUGCAUGACUGCCAACUGUUAGAUCAUGGACAAAACAAACCCCAACAAGGCAACAAUCCAAAAUCUAGACUUGUUAUCAAAAGUAUAGAGGAGAAAGUAGAGGAGAUGAAAGAACGGAGAAAGUGAAGGUGUCUUCGAUGCAUGCAACAAGGUGGUUCUUGAUUAUCCUGGUUCUACUCAUUUACAAUAUCAGAAACUUUCAAUUGGUCUUUUCCAAACUCUCUAUUCAUGGUUUAAGCUACUAUUCUGUUUGGAGACCUUGCACUUUUCUUUGAUGUCUACAUGUACUUCUCUUAUCUGUCGCCACCUCCGCUAGCCAAACAACUCCCACCUCCGCCCCUUCUAACACCGGGUUGAAUAAUCGGUGGAAAGCAGCAAUUGAUUUCAAGUUUGUUAAGGAUAAUGCGCGAAAUGCAGUUUCUGCUAACAUCAAUAACAGGAAUUCUACUACUAAUUUGGAGUUGGUUCUUGAGCUUUAUGACAAAAUGCUUUAUGUUUAGAAGAACUCGAGGUGAUUCUGGGGUGGGAACUUCUGGUCAAAGAAUCCCCGAUUCCAACUGUGAUUGGGGAUCCAAGUGCAACUGUCCCAAUAACGAGCAUUCCUACUCCGCCGAAUAUAAAAACAAUCUGUAUUUGGCCCAAAAAGAAAAUACGAGUACUCGAAACUAUUUGGAAGAAUGGUUUCGGAAGAGGGAAGUGGAGCCAGGAGAGGAGGUUGAGUCAAAAUAUGACGAUCGGAAACCCACUCCCUCAGAUCUGCGUUUUUUCGGUGAAGGAGAUUCCGAUGAGGAACCAAGUGGGUCUGAUUCAUUUGAUCUGGUGUAUGUUGGAGAGUGUGAAAAUGAGAAUGGUGAUGCUGUUGGGUCUCCAGGACAACUUUCAUCUGGUUAUCCCUCCUCAAAGAAAGGAGAAAAGGGAAAAAAAUCGGCUUCAGCAUCUGAUGAUGCUUAGAUAAGUCUGUCUCCUUUCUCCCUUUUUUCAUUUUAUUGAAUGCUGGCUAGCUGUGGAGUCAUAAGGUGGAUGCCAACAACUGUGAUCUGUUGUUGGCCAGGGGUGUUGUUGUUUGGAUGAUGAUGUUGUGAUUAGUUGUAUGGAUGUUGAUGUUAGAUAUUUUAAGUUAUGAUAUUGAUAUUGAUAAUGAUGAUUGGAUGAUGGUGUUUCCAUAUGGUUAUGAAAUUUUGUGGAAUGUUGUCUGUGUGAUGAACAUGAUUUGAUGGCUUAAUGUCCCCUGUUUUAUGGUAUGUUUUGUGUAUGAUAAAUAUGAUGCUUUGGUGAGUAUGAGAUUUGAUCAGUAUAACUAUGUUUUGGAUUAGUAAAGGCAUGAAAUGAAUAUAAUUUGGGGAUAGGGUUUGAGUUAUUUCAGUCCUCUCAGUGUGGCCUGGUGUUGAAUGCUUAAUGUCCAAGCAUGUCCCUUUAGGAUACAAUAAUGUCCCUUUAUUUAUUGUGAUCGAUGAUGAGUCUUUUUUUUGCUGAGGAACAAGUCCAACUAACCACAAAUGCUCGUGCUGCCAUUAGUAUCAGUAAUGAUAUUUCUCGGGCGCUAAGUGUUUGUGGUUUGGAGUUGUUUUAAUGAUGCUUGGGGACAUUCUGAGAUCAAUAAUAUGAGGUUUGUGAUCUUCAAUGAUGUGAUUGUUGAUAUUCUGAGAUCUUUGUUUUGAUAAUUGUCCUUUAACUUCUUUUGUCGAACGGAGUGAAUGUCAUUUCACACAAUGGAAUGUGAAUAUCAAUCAUUCCGUUCGGCAGAAGAAUGUUAAAGAUAUGAUAGUAUUGAAACUACUUGAUCAAUGAUGUGUGUCAAUAUGUCUGAGAAAUGAAACCCUACAUGUUAAUGAUCUGUUUAAUGCUUCAUGUCCCAUUAAUCAGUGGAGGUCUGUGAUGAGUCUUUCAUUUGAUGAGGUUCAAACCCUAUGUUUUGAUCAGUUCAUGGUGAUCUGAUGCAUUGUUGAUUGUUAUUGUUAUGCUUGAUCUGUGAUGAGUCUUUCAUUUGCUGAGACUCAAACCCAAUGUUCCAAUAACACUUGUGUACCAUUAGCAUCAUUGAUGCUCUUCCGGAGCUAAGUGUUAGGGGAUAGGGUUUGUGUCAAUGAUGCUUGGGGACAUUCUGAGAUCUUAUGUCAGGU